Molecule: messenger RNA, 1181 nt
Organism: Dimorphilus gyrociliatus
Lineage: Eukaryota; Metazoa; Annelida; Polychaeta; Dinophilidae
Source: the annotation of a GenBank genome assembly
AGUUUAAUCUGAGAGACGAAGGGUUUUCGUUAUUAUAGAAAGUGUAAAAAUUUACAGAGCACAUAAUAUCCUCUUCUUCUAAUUCGCUGGUCUCCUAUAUCACACUAUCAGCCUGUGACAUUUCAACACCUUUUAAUUAACUCCAAUCACCAUUGAAUAGAAGAAACAUUAUGGGAGAAAUAGCAAAAUAUUUAGAAUGGUGUAAAACAGCUAUUGCGAACAUAAGAGGAAACAAUAUCUUGAGAGCAGUUAUAGGAAACAGUGCCUGUGACUUAGAUUCAGCUGCUUCCGCUGUCUCUUUUGGAUACUAUUUGCAUAAGACAAGUGAGACAGAUAAUGCAAAAACAAUACCAGUAUUGAAUAUCAAUAAAGAGGACUAUCCUUUGAAAACGGAAGUUAAACACCUCUUUGAUAAAUACGGAAUAAGUUCAUCUUUCCUCCAUUUCAAAGAUGAUAUUAAUUUAAUUGAUUAUAAAGAAAAAGGAAAGCUUGAGGUUGUCCUUGUUGAUAGAAAUACAUUAUCCGAAGACGAAAUACCUCUCAAACCGUGCAUUACCUACAUUGUUGAUCAUCAUCGAAAGCAAUGGGUUGAUGAUGAAAGAGUUAAAACUAAAAUAGAAAAAGUUGGCUCUUGUAGUACUUUGAUAGCUGAGCUAAUUUUAAACUCAAGUAUUACAAUUGACAAACAUUUGGCCGAAAUGCUAUACACUACAAUCAUUCUGGAUACUAUAAAUCUAUCCAAAGAAGCUGAUAUAGUAACAGAAAAAGAUAAAAUCAUAUUAAAUCAAUUGGAAAGAAAAUAUCUACCAAACAUAGACCAUACUGAAAUUUUUAAUGAGUACUUUAAAGCGAAAACUGAUGUUUCAAGUCUUACACUUGUGGAAAUCUUAAGGAAAGAUGUGAAGAUUAUCAACGAUGCAAAUAUUAAAAUUGGAAUUAGUUCAAUACCGCUUCCGCUACUUACAUUCUUUAAUAAGGACAACGUCUUUGGAGAAUUGAGAGAAUUUUCUAAGCUAUUUUCGUUAAACCUUGUCGUUAUUAUGGUAUUGUUCGUUACUGAGGAUAAUACCACAAAACGUGAAAUUGCAGUUUAUUCAGAAAAUAACAAGAUAAAAGAGGAGGUUCGUAAUAGAAAUAUAGCGCCACCUAUUGUUCGAGUUUAUUCACGAGGGUAUUAUUAA